Messenger RNA from Octopus sinensis (East Asian common octopus), 3827 nucleotides. RefSeq lists its product as uncharacterized. Bases 2604 to 3143 code for a protein of 179 amino acids. Lineage: Eukaryota; Metazoa; Mollusca; Cephalopoda; Octopoda; Octopodidae. The record is from RefSeq and is a predicted model, not a curated record. The transcript has 3 exons.
GGACGUACAGUAGCAAGUAAGUCUGAAUUGAAAUAUUACGUUUUUUCGUCUGAAACCACUUAGGUAAGUUGAUGCAAAACUAAUAAAAGAUAGAAAUGAAGAAAGUGAACGAUAGAAGAGAUAGUGAAAUGAAGUUACGGCCAUUUAUUGUGUAUUUGUAAAGCAAUAUUUCUUUAUAAGGACAGAAAAAAAUUAUACAAAGAUUUAAAUAAAUGCACAAAAAUUAUUCUGGUGAAAGACAGGAUAGAUAAACAGAUGGAUAGAUAAAUAAUUUACAAGAGGAAACAGAAGAAAGUUAACUAGACAUAUAAAUUGAUACGUAGCUACACAGAAAAAUAUAGUGCCAAAAUCAUACCGACAAGAACAAAACAUUAGUACAGACAGUUAUAUAUGUCACGGAGUAUUAAGUAUUGCUGAGUCCAACACUAACAUAUUUUUACAUAACUGAACCAAGAAGUGUUACUCCUGAGGACACGUGAAAAUUUAAGUCAUUACCUAUAUAUAUUAUUAUUAUGUGCCAUUAACAGUAAAUUAUAAACUUUACAAAGAAUUCUUGCUUCGUUUAUGACCUUUUAUAUAAAAUUUAGUAUUACAGUCUAUAACCUCAUACAUUAAUUCUGUCUCUCAAGUAGAAGCACUUUACCUAUAUUACGAUUUUAGCAUAACUAUACGCCUGCCACGGAAUAUAUAUAUAAACACACACACACACACACACACGCUCACAGGUUGACAGAUAGAUAUUUCUGACAUUAAAUAUAUAUACAUAUAUGUAAGAUAUUUCCAAGUAAGACCCGAGAGGUGAAAAUAGACUACAUCCUAAUACAGGAAUCGAACUAUACAUCUUUUUACUUGUAAAUAUUUUUAACAAGAAGGAUUUGGGAUUCUACACGCUGACAUACACACACACACGCACACGCACACACACACACAUUUAUACAUACAUACAUACAUACAUACGUAUAUGCAUUUAUGCAAGACAUACUUUGAUUGCUGAGCAUAUUAUGUACAUUGUCUGGAAACUAACGAGAAUUAGAUAUUGACUAACAACAAAUGACUGAUCACUGUGUUUCAGUAAGUUGCAUAACUCCUGAGUCACCGUUAAAAUUUUACAAGUUUCUUACUUGGGAAUUAUCGGUAAAUACCUAAUGAAAUAUUAACGUUUUGAAACAAAUGGGUGGUAUUUGAUUUCCAGAAUAUUUGGUUUAAAAAAAUCACCGAGAGAGAAUAAUGUACGGCAGCUGAAAUUGUUUUGAGGUUUAUUGUGUUGUUUUCAAUGAGAAACUGUGUAACGGUUAGUUUUAACGAAUAUAAUAGGAAUCUGGUAAUUAAUUUGAUGGAGGAAAACUGAUAAAAUGUAGUUAUUGGAUUUCGUUUUGUUUGUUUUAGAAGAAUUUACUCUUCAGGUUCUUAGAGGAGGAACACACACUUGUGAAGUUUGCUACAAUUAUUUGUUUCCGUUUAUACACGCGCGUUUGCGCGUACACACAAACACACACAUACACACACAUAUAUAGAUAUAUACAUGUAUGCACAUCUAUAUGAGUGAGCAUAAUUAACAUUAUAGUUUAUGGUAGACAGAAACACACAAACACACACAUAAACACACACACACACACACACACACACAAAUGCACACAUGCACACACAAGCUUACACAAAUACAGACCUAUAUACUAGCAUAUAGACACUCGUAAACACACUCAAGUCUUCUAAGAAAAUGCAUUAGGAACGAUUUCACAGUUUGGAACUAUUAACGCCACAAAACUAUAUUAUGUAAUGAAAACAACUCCUCGAAUUAUUGCAAAUUCUACCAAAAUCUUCAUGUUUUCAUUAGAAAUAUAUUUGCAAUGAAUUAUUAUUAUUACAUUGCAGUAGCCGAUUUUGUGUGUAAUACCAUAAGAAUUCCAAUAAUAUAGAGACACGUUAGUAUUCAAAGUAUCCGAUUAGUAUCAAUCACAAAUAUAAAAACGAUUGGCUGUAAUCCUCUGAGAUUCAUUAUUUAACAAAUGUUUUUGUGGCCGCCCCAAAUGUGCCACAAAACUUGCAAAAUUACAUUCACCAUUAUUUAUUUGACCUGAAAUAUCGAGCGUUCUAUAAAUUUAUCCAUCGGUAUGUGUGUAUAUCUGUAUUUAUGUAUGCCUGUAUGAACGUGUGUUAGUAUAAUUCUUUCUCUGCACCGACAUUAAAUCACUAGGUUCGUUCAGGUAUCGGCCUUUGUACACUUUUAUACAUUAUACGUAUAUAUAUAUAUAUAUAUAUAAAUUGGAAAUAAGGUUAUCGACAGUUCUUGGCAGUAACAAAAAACAACAACAACAGCAACAACAGCAACAAUAAUAACAACAACAGCAACAACAACAAACAUCAUUUCUUAUCAAUGUACCAAGUUCUUCCUCCUCAAAUAAAUAUUUACAUAGACUGAAUAAAAAAUAGAAGGGGAAGAAAAUUGAAUAUUGCAUCCAAUAGUAAAUCAUUACUAAAUUAAUUAAAAAUUACUAAAAAGUAUUUACAGUAACAAAACUAAUAACACUUAUACUAAAAUUCAUCGCCACAUACAAUAGACGCAAAUAUCUCCGACACGUUUAUGUCUAUGUGCGCCAGGAACAAUGUUCCUCUCACCAUCUAGCAUCCAUUUUACCAGUUGUACUGGUCAGCAGACUGUGGAAGAAAUUACACAUGAAAGAGACAUCAUCGAAGCUAGUAGACAUUUUGUACAGAAUCUAGACAGAGCCCGUUUGCAAGUGGCACAGAAAGACGGUCACUAUUUUACAUUGAACAAUACACGACUCUUGGUGUUUCGGCGCCUUGAAAAAGAAGGAAGGUGCAAAAGGGUUAAAGUGGACUGUAUACCUUUGAAUGCUAUACCGGCGGGCAUUCGGAUGAUGAUGAUUGUACCAAAUUUUAAAGCUAACAACACCAAUACAGUUGCAGAUAACAGCCGUUCAACAGGUCGAGGUUAUCAACGACUGUGUCAGAAAGAUGCAGAUACGGACAGAAAAUCAGAAACCGAACACAGUACGGAAGAUUCCGAAGACUCAAAUCUAGAAGAUGGUUCCGAUAGUGAAUUUGAAUGGAGCGGAGAAAAUGACAGCGAAUUCAUUACGUCUGAUGAGGAAGCGAGCGAAGAGAAAGAAAGUCUUCUUUGAAAAAGGAAGUAAAGACAUUUGAAAUACAGGAUAAGACACACAUUCCAUACACACACGCACACACACUCCUACACACGCACACAUACACACGCGAACACCUAUACACCUAUACACACAGAGGACAAAAUUUAAAAGUUUACAAAAACAGCAACCAAGUAUAAAUAAUAUACGUCGGACUGAUAAAAAACGUUGAGUUUUUGCUUAUAUUUUCAAUUUUUUUUUUACGUGUUGGUGUUCGUGUGUGUGUGUGUGUGUGUGCGUUGGUGUGUGUGUGUGAGAGAGAGAUAGAGAGAGAGAGAGAAAGAAUGUAUGUGUGUGUGAGUGUAUGUGUGUGAAUAUGUAUGAAGUUGUGAGUGUGCUAGAGCGUAUGCACGUAUUUGUGAAAUUAUGUGCGUAGGAGCGUGUGUGAAUUUAUGUGUUUGUGUAUACCCUGCGGGUGAAGACAGUAUGUCAUAAGAUGUGUAAAAAAAAAACCAGAGCAUGAAUGAACUGAGAUAACUAUUGGAAAUUUAGUGCAACAAAAACAAUAAAACCAACAACAACCACAGCAACAGCAACCACAACAACAACAAACGAGAUAUUUAUUUUAUCUAUCCUUUUUUUUUCCCUUCAGUCCUGUAGCUGUAUUUCACUAUUAUUAUUUUCGCUUGCCUAAUAAACUAUUCAAUGUAUUGUAUGCAGAAA